This is a messenger RNA of Camelina sativa (false flax), 1768 nucleotides long. RefSeq names its product UPF0481 protein At3g47200-like. The record is from RefSeq and is a predicted model, not a curated record. Lineage: Eukaryota; Viridiplantae; Streptophyta; Magnoliopsida; Brassicales; Brassicaceae.
GAGACUUCAUUCUUCUUUCGGUACCUCAUUCAUUACAAAAAUACAAAGGUCUCCAUCGAAGAUGGGAUCUCAAGAAUAUUGCAUUUACAGAGUACCAAGCCCACUGCGUGAAGUGAAACCUGAAGCUUAUACACCCCGGAUGGUUAUCAUCGGCCCACUUCAUCACUCUGUCAAACCCAGGGCUUACAAUCACGACAUUGAAGCAAAUAUGCUUAUGGAAGACCUUAAAAAUAGCAAUUCAAGCUAUCUAGAGUAUCUGAUGAUGGAGGGCCAAAAGAAAAGGUACAAAGAAGCUUUCAUCAAAAGAAUUGGGCAAAUUAGUGUUGACGAGAUGAAGAGAACCAUACAAGCUAAUAUAGAGAAGAUACGGGGAAGCUAUGCAGUACCGACGUCGUGGAUCUCAUCUCCUGACUUCGUGGACCUUAUCCUUGGCGAUUCAAUUUUCAUCUUGGAGCUCAGUCUCAGACAUUGGGAUAAAAAACACAAAACUUCCCAACCUUCUACGUCAAUAGGUACUGCAUGUCGUGAUUUGACUGUGGACAAAACAUUUUUCACUUCGACGGUGAUCGAAGAUCUCAUCUUGCUGGAGAAUCAACUUCCUUAUUUCAUUUUAGAGGAGUUGUUCGAUCCUAUAAAAAGAGACUUGUGUGGAAAUGAUGAUCUGACGCUCUACCAACUUAUCUUAAAUUUAUUUUCCAAGGUUGGUAAAAUCAAAGAAAAUACAAAGUUCAUGCAUUUUACAGACAUGCACCGGUGUGUUUACGAGGAAUCGCUUGACCAGAAUCCGGAUAUGAAGGGGACGAAAGGGAAAACUCAUACGCAGAACGCUGAGAACCUAUCUCACGUAGGAGUUGAAUUCAAGGUGUGGAAGGAUGAAUAUUCAUUGGACGUGGCAUUUAAGGAAGGUUGCUUAACGAUGCCGAGUUUCCCUGCGGAUGAAAACUCUGAUAUCAUUUUAAGAAAUGUGAUUGCAUAUGAGCAGUGUCAUAUGCUUGGAAAUGCCUUGACUUCUGAAUAUAUAUAUCUCAUGAAUUUCCUUGUUACCUCCGAUAAAGACGUCGAGGUACUAGAUGCCAGAGGGCUGAUAGCAAAUGGUAUUGGGAGGUCAAGCUUGGUCGUGAAGAUGAUAAACGAGUUAGGUGUAGGAGUGAGGCUGCCAGAAUCCACAGUUUAUCACGGCAUAGCCAUGAAACUCAGAGCUCACUGUAAAUCUCGUAGAAAAAGGUUUUUGGCCAAACUCGGGAACGUCUACUACAGUGACUGUUUGACGGGGACAGCUACCACAGCCGCCGUAAUUCUCUUGUUUCUGACUAUGGUUGCGACGGGAGCUUCUCUCUAUCAAGCUAUCAUGACCCAACCAUAGUUACAUGAUCGACUGUUUAAAAGUCUCCACAAGAAAAAUGGUUUUUGGUUUGUUUCUGAGACUGAUUUUAAUUUCUAUUUUUUUUUUUUUUUAAAUAUGUUAAUUAAGCUAGUUAUAAUAACAAAUCUAAGAACAUGGUAUUUUCUUACAGUAAUAUAUGGUAAACUAUAUAUUAUUAGUAUGCAAGUUUAGUUUGUAGUAGAGACAUGUUUUGUGUGUUUUUUUUACAAAUUGUGACUUCAUCAUAUGAUUUUAAAUAGAAAUAACCAAAAAAAUCUUGAUUGUUUUGACUAACCAACUUUAACUAAUAUCAAUCGGUGCAUAUGUUCCAAAAGUUUUUUUUUUUUUUAAAAACAUGUUUUUUAUUCAACGUUUAGAGCGAUUUACAUAGAUCUCAUCGAAAAA